Molecule: messenger RNA, 2050 nt
Organism: Syngnathoides biaculeatus (alligator pipefish)
Lineage: Eukaryota; Metazoa; Chordata; Actinopteri; Syngnathiformes; Syngnathidae
Gene: cspg5b
Product: chondroitin sulfate proteoglycan 5b
Exons: 5
Coding region: 1-1371 (456 amino acids)
Biological process (GO): nervous system development
Source: RefSeq, a predicted model, not a curated record
AUGGCGUGCAGCGACGGUGACGGCCGCUUGUUGACCUGGCAGGUCCUCCUCGCCAUCUCCAUGGUUCUCAUCCCCGAGUCCGCUCACGGGAAGCAUUUGAUGACCAGGCGUCAUCACCACCGCAACCAGUCAUCCAUCAACCAGGAAGCCUUGAAUGCCAGAAUGGUGCUCAGUGAUGACUCAGCAGAGAGAGACCACCUGAUAGAAGCGGGGCACCCCACUUUCCCCAAGCAUCACCGCUCCCACAAACAGGUCCAUCUAAAUCCAGAUCCCGCGGGGGAGGAGUUGACUGCGGGAGGAGCAGGACCGGAUCAGCCCGGGAACCCCUUGUCUGAUGACAUUAUCACCGUGGAGUUCCACCGCUCGGCGCCGGAGAUUGCGUCAUCGGAUCUUGAUCCUAACGGAGCCAAAAUUCCAAAACCCCAAAAGCAAAAAGGAGGCGACCCCACAGCUUGGACGUUCUCUGAUUUUUACGACUACCUGUCGCCUGAUGACGACCUCUCGGCGUCCGCCCCCACCCAAGAGCCCGAGCCCUCCCCUUCGGCCCCGGCCGACAUGGAGGAUGAGAAUCCCCUCUUGGCCGGUGCUCCCAUCAAUGUGAAGCCUCCAACAGAGAACAAACCGGCUUCACCCGCCCAGCCAUUGCCCGAGCCGGACAACAGCGAGGACUUGAGUUUGGGCGGCGCCAUGGGGAGCGACGGGUGCAGGCUGGGCUUCGUGCGCUCUGGUCCCGGGAUGUGUGUGUCCCAGUGUGACGUUGAACCCAAUUUCUGCUUCAAUGAAGGAGUGUGCACUGUUGUGGCGGGGGUGGGCGCUUUCUGCAGGUGCAAUGUGCAGGACUACAUCUGGAACAAAGGCACGCGCUGCGAUUGGGCCAUCACCGAGUUCCAGGUGAUGAGCACGGUGGUGGGCGUGGCGUCCAUAGCGCUCCUCCUUCUCUUCAUGAUUGUCGUGUUCUUCGCCAAGAGGCUGCACCGCCUCAAGAACGAGAACAAACGACUUCGCAAACGCAGUAAGUACCGUCCGCAGAGCUCCGAGCCGCAGACGGACGGCCUCUCGGUUUCGACCACAGCUGACGGCUCGCAGCCAAACGUAAGGAAAUUGUGCGACUCCCCAGCGCCCGUGCCCCAAGCUCACACUCACAACCUGGCGUACUAUGACAACAUUAUCUGUCAGGACGACCCCCAGAAGCAGGAGGACCCCGCCAAGUCCCCCCAACCUAAGGAGGAGGGCGCCAUGAACAUCCUCAACUCGCAUUCCCCCAAACACGAGAACAACCGGCCAAACUCUGUGGUCCACGACCACAGCCGCAGCCCCAACAACACAGACGACACCGCCGAGGUAAACGCGCUCCCCAACAACCUGGUAUGAAAAAAUCAAAACGCACCCGCCUGGAGCACCCGAGAGAGCACACACGCCAGUGAGUUUAACAUUGUUUACACCUUGCAAAGAGCACACUGUGUAUCCUUUAAAGUAUAAUCAAGCCCACCCCCGAGUCAAAGUCAGCACACACUAAGUCCAAGGAUACAUGUUUACAAGGCUUCAAUGUCCACACUGAUUACAUAGUGCCCCCCCCCACCCCCCGCCCCCAUCUCAUUUCUUUCCUCUAUCCACUUUGAACUAAUGACUGACCUUUCCUCGCUACUGACGCCCCUGCCUUGGCCUUUGGCCAAUGAACUCCAACGUCCAUUGUCUCCCAUUCUGCCCCCCCCCCCACGCCCCCUCACCUGUGCUCGGCCUCACCUAACCGCCCCGCACCGCUCGCAUGCAUUGGUGUUUAUCAAAGUGAAGUGUCUGAAAAUAUUUGCAAAAGGUCGCAUAAAAAAAGUGGAAAUUAAGUGGAUCUGUGCUUGCGACUUUUUCAUGUUCGCCAUCGCUAAUAAGUGUCUAGAUUUAAAUGACGUCAAAGUAUUUGCUCGAGUCAAUAUUGGAAUCUAUAUAUAUGAAACACGCUGUGUCUUGGUUUUCAAUGUGAUUUCUAAUACUUUUAUGUACUUGAGGUUCUUUUUGUACUUUUUUGGAGCUAUACAUGGAAGAGUAUAGUUAACAG